Messenger RNA from Phoenix dactylifera (date palm), 2959 nucleotides. The record is from RefSeq and is a predicted model, not a curated record. Lineage: Eukaryota; Viridiplantae; Streptophyta; Magnoliopsida; Arecales; Arecaceae.
CAAUCGCCUUCUCUCUCCCCCUUCUUCUUUUUGAAGGCCGCAGCUGCGAUUUCGAGCGAGUUUCUAUCCGUUUGCUGGGAUCCGGUCGGGAUCUGAGAGUUCUUUACGUUGAAGGUGUCCUUUCAUAGCGUUCUGGGCGAGGGAGGGCGAGAGACGGGAUGGAGAAUUUGAUUUCUUUGGUGAAUAAGCUGCAGAGGGCUUGCACUGCCCUCGGAGAUCACGGGGAGGAGAGCGCGCUGCCGACGCUAUGGGAUUCGCUGCCGGCGAUUGCCGUCGUCGGGGGGCAGAGCUCUGGUAAAUCUUCAGUGUUGGAAAGCAUAGUUGGGAAGGACUUCCUGCCUAGAGGUUCAGGGAUUGUUACACGACGUCCACUUGUGCUGCAGCUUCAUAGGAUAGAUGAAGGGAGAGAGUAUGCAGAGUUUAUGCACCUUCCAAGAAAGAGAUUCACAGAUUUUGCCGCUGUGAGGAAGGAGAUCCAAGAUGAAACUGAUAGAGAGACUGGUCGCACCAAGCAAAUUUCUCCAGUUCCAAUUCAUUUGAGUAUAUACUCUCCUAAUGUUGUAAACUUGACUCUUAUUGAUCUUCCUGGACUGACAAAGGUAGCUGUUGAGGGUCAACCUGAAAGCAUUGUGGCUGAUAUUGAGAACAUGGUUCGCUCAUUUAUUGAAAAGCCUAAUUCUAUAAUUCUGGCAAUUUCGCCAGCCAAUCAGGAUCUUGCCACAUCUGAUGCAAUUAAAAUCUCCCGUGAAGUAGACCCUAAAGGAGAGAGGACAUUUGGUGUCCUGACUAAGAUUGAUCUAAUGGACAAGGGUACUGAUGCUGUUGAUAUAUUGGAAGGAAGAUCAUACAAACUGCAAUUUCCAUGGAUUGGUGUUGUUAAUCGCUCACAAGCUGACAUUAACAAGAGUGUGGACAUGAUUGCUGCUAGGCGUAGAGAGCGAGAGUAUUUUGCAAAUACACCAGAGUAUAAGCGUCUUGCUCAUAGGAUGGGUUCAGAGCAUCUAGGGAAGAUGCUUUCAAAGCAUCUGGAACAAGUGAUCAAAUCUCGAAUCCCAGGCAUCCAGUCUCUUAUAAAUAAAACUAUUGCUGAGCUCGAAGCUGAGCUCCAUCGUCUUGGAAAACCCAUUGCUACGGAUGCUGGUGGGAAACUAUACUCGAUUAUGGAGAUCUGUCGGAUUUUUGAUGGAAUUUACAAAGAGCAUCUCGAUGGCGUGCGCCCAGGUGGUGAAAAGAUCUACAAUGUCUUUGACAGUCAACUCCCUGCAGCUUUGAAGAGGCUGCACUUCGACAAGCAUCUCUCGAUGGAGAAUGUAAGAAAACUUAUCACUGAGGCUGAUGGAUACCAACCUCACUUGAUAGCACCUGAGCAAGGAUACCGCCGUCUUAUUGAAUCUUCCCUGGUCUGUAUUAGAGGUCCUACUGAGGCAGCUGUUGAUGCGGUUCAUGCUAUAUUGAAGGAUCUCGUUCACAAGGCUAUCAAUGAGACUGUGGAGCUGAAGCAGUAUCCUACUCUCCGAGUUGAGGUUGGAAAUGCGGCUUUUGAAUCAUUGGACAGAAUGAGAGAUGAAAGCAAGAAAGCAACCCUUAAGCUAGUUGACAUGGAAUGCAGUUAUCUGACUGUAGAUUUCUUCCGAAAGCUUCCUCAAGAUAUUGAGAAGGGGGGAAAUCCAACACAUUCCAUUUUUGAUAGAUAUAAUGAUUCAUACCUCAGACGAAUAGGAACUACUGUUUUGGCAUACGUAAAUAUGGUUUGCGCAAGCUUGCGAAACUCCAUCCCAAAAUCUAUUGUUUAUUGUCAAGUACGGGAGGCCAAACGCUCCUUGCUCGAUCAUUUCUUUACAGAGUUGGGAACGAAAGAGUUCAUUUCCACAUGUGAUCCGUUGCUUGAUGAUAUUAUGGCUGAUUACUAUUGGAGAUAUUAAGAAUGAUGCAUGUAGUGAAAGGUCAGUUUGUUCACUGGUAGAGGAACCCCUCCUGUUUGGUGUGUUGGAUCAAAUCACAUGGUUGUGAAUGUGUCUGAGUUAAAAUGGUAUUCUAUGCUAAUUGCUUCGAUGUGCCAUCAAUCAUGAUUGUAUGGAUUAUAUUCCAUUAAAAUAUACUCUUUUUUUGGUAGGAAAUCAAGAUAUACUUUUUUCAGUUUAAAUGCUUUUCUUUCUUUUAGUUAUUAAUUAGAGUGGUUACGUAAUUUCAUUAGAAGCGAGGUUUUAUAGAAAGGAAGCAUGAGCUCACAUGCAAAUGUUUGGUCACACUUGUUGCUUAUGUAUGCAUAGUAGAGAUUAUGAGGUGUAAAACACUCGUAGAAAUUUUUCAUUGCAUGCUAUUACAAUUGCAUGCUCUUACAGUAGAUGAGAAGGUGGGACCUGCACAUGAACACAUUGAGAGGGUAGUAUUAUUCAUAGGACAUGUGCCAGCCAAAGCAUCUUGCACCAGGAUGUUUCCAGGAAGGCACUAGUUUCAUAUUGUUUUGCUUUGUUUUAAAACUAAUUUUGCUAUAAAUUAGAAAGCUGCUUGUCUGCUUUGUUGUUGGAUUUAAUGAAGUCUUCGGUAGUAUGUUGUAAUGCUCGGUGCUAUCAAAUCGUAGUUUCUCUUAUUAUGACUAAAUUGGAUAUUCUGCUUUAUGGGAAAACCAAGCUAGUUGUCAGAAGCUACUUUAUGAACCCAUGGUAGAUGGUAGCAGCGCUGCACCCCCACGUUGUGUCCAUGUUGAUUUGAUUGCUUAGUUCCAACUACUGGCCCAUGUUAGUACUUGUUUCUUCUUCUCUGCAUUUUUUUACUUACAGGCGGCCAAAGAAAAUAUAUCCUGCCUUCUUGUUCUUGAUCUGUUAACAUUGUGGAAAUCUAUAAAUAAAUUUUAUAAUAAUUUCCAAUUACCAUCAUUAACUAACCAAGUGUGACCAUUGUGCUGUGCAUGGUGUGAUAUCUUUUACCAAAUAUACUUCUGAUGAUUCAAAAUUUUAAA